GAAAGGGGUAGUGAUGGAGAACACUGUAACUGUAAACCCUAGCGAUGGAGAACGACGAAAGGUGGUGGUUAUAACGGGCCCCACAGGUUCCGGGAAGUCGAAGCUUGCCGUUGAUUUGGCCUCUCACUUCCCCGUCGAAGUGAUCAACGCCGAUUCCAUGCAGGUCUACCGUGGACUCGAUGUUCUCACCAACAAACUCACACUCUCCCAACAAAACGGAGUGCCACAUCAUCUCUUGGGUACCGUAAACCCAAACUUGGAAUUCACAGCUAAAAUGUUUCGGGAUUCUGCUAUUCCCAUCAUCCAUGAUAUAUUAGCUCGCAAGCACUUGCCUGUUAUAGUUGGGGGUACUAAUUACUAUAUUCAGGCUCUUGUGAGUCCGUUUCUUUUAGAUGACUCGGCAGAAGAUAUGACUGAAAACUGUUCGGGUGAUUCGCCUGGUAACUUGAUAUCCGUGCUCUAUUCUUUUCCUGUUCUAUUAAAGUGUACUUAUAUCUAUUUUAUUUGUAAUUUUGUAGGUAUCAAACAGUCUGAUAAUAGUUUCAUUGAUGAAAAUGAUAGUUCAAACGAUAGUUAUGACCUGCUUAAAGAUAUUGAUCCAGUUGCAGCAAAUAGAAUCCAUCCAAAUAAUCAUAGAAAGAUAAAUCAAUAUAUUAGUUUGUAUGCUCGCACUGGUGUUCUUCCUAGCAAAGUUUUUCAAGGAAAGGCAGCGGAGAAGUGGGGUCAAGUUGAUAACUUAAGAUAUGAUUGCUGUUUUAUAUGUGUGGAUGCAUCUCUCCCUGUGCUGGACAGAUAUGUAGAGCGGAGGGUAGAUUGUAUGAUGGAUGCUGGGUUACUCAAUGAAGUCUAUGACAUUUACAAUUUGAACGCAGAUUAUACUAGAGGUUUAUGUCAGGCCAUUGGUGUCCGUGAAUUUGAGCCUCUUCUUAGAACUUGUGUUGUGGAAGACAUCUAUAGAAGAGAGAAGGAAUUGACUGAGGGAUCCAGCAUAGAAAAGGAUGAGACAUUGUUUUAUGGUAAUCUGAUGGAGUGGUUGAGAUCUUCAUCUGAUACUAAAUCCAUAAUUCUUUUGGAAGAAGCAAUUGAAAAAGUAAAGGUUAAUACUCGGAGGCUUGUUCGCCGUCAGAAGAGGAUGCUCAGUCGACUACAAACACUGUUUGGUUGGAAAAUACACUAUGUUGAUUCCACGGAAUCAAUAUCAAGCAAGUCAGAUGAUGUAUGGACUGGCCAAGUGGUUGAAUCUGCCAUGAAGAUAGUUAGAUCUUUCUUGAGCGAGAAUGGAAGCUUGUCAUCCACCUCUGGGAUGUCAAAUGACACUGAGAUGAAAAUAAUUCAAAGGGACCUCUGGACUCAAUACAUAUGCAAGGCCUGCGGAGAUCGGGUGCUUAGAGGAUUACAUGAAUGGGAACAACACAGGCAAGGUCGUGGACACCGAAAACGUAUUUCUCGUCUCAAGAGCAAGGUUCAAGGUCUUAGCUUCGUGGAACAAAAGCUGGAGUAUUCUGAAUGCGAAUAGUUAGAUAAUCCUGUAAUUUGGAAUCUUAUGAAAUAUAUGGGUGGUACUACUAUUGAGUAUUGAAGGCUUGUCCACGUCGAAUAAGAAAUUUCAUUUAAUGGAUUUCGUCAACAAGUGUGAAAUUA
Gastrolobium bilobum is the source of this 1641-nucleotide messenger RNA. RefSeq names its product tRNA dimethylallyltransferase 2. Gene Ontology annotation, biological process: tRNA modification. Bases 14 to 1516 code for a protein of 500 amino acids. Gene Ontology annotation, molecular function: tRNA dimethylallyltransferase activity. NCBI's taxonomy places the organism in Eukaryota, Viridiplantae, Streptophyta, Magnoliopsida, Fabales, Fabaceae. The transcript is spliced from 9 exons. Gene Ontology annotation, cellular component: mitochondrion. The record is from RefSeq and is a predicted model, not a curated record.